Haemonchus placei is the source of this 654-nucleotide messenger RNA. Lineage: Eukaryota; Metazoa; Nematoda; Chromadorea; Rhabditida; Trichostrongylidae. The record is from the annotation of a GenBank genome assembly.
AUGGCGACAGAUUCACGAUACGCACGACAUUUUUCCUCACAAUCUGGUUCACUAUAUCCAAGAGAGUGCGAAUUAUGUCUGCCUCGUUUGAAAUUUCAUGAUCAAGCUCAAUUUGCUCGUCAUUUACGUGUAGUUCAUGCCACAAAAGAAGGAGGGUCUUAUAUUUGUCACUAUGGCGAGAAUAAUGUUUGUCAAAAGUUACCAUUGGAAGGCGUAUCUGAUGAUGACUACGAAACGCAUAUUCGUCGUGUGCAUUGCGUGCCCUUACAACAGUCCAAACUUGCAGUGCACGAUCCACGUGAAAAAGAAUUCACUCUGACGAGCUUCACGCAGAAUCUUUCUGCAGUGCUAUCAGAUCCAGGUCGAUCACGAUCUGAAGUGAACGCAUUUUUCACUCGGCAUUGGGGUGAUUCAUUUGUGCCUCCAACUACCAUACCUCGAUCGACCCUCAUACCUCCGAUUUCCGAUCAGCAAUUCAUUGCGCAUUCGAAAAACACGAGCAAAAUCUAUAAACGGUAUCAUGGAACCAAGCGAGUACUUGCUUCACUUCAGCAACCGUCCACAUGCAGUGGUGAAAGCGAUGGGGACGAUCUACCGUUGGUAAGUAUAGAAGUACUUAUACUAUGUGCCAUCUCCGCCUACGCAUUGUUCUGA